AUGCUCACGUCCUCCUCUAUCAGCGAAUAUCGCGCAUGGCGCAAGUCGCUCAAGCUGAAAGACGGAGAGCUAGUAGGCUUCUUCCCGACAAUGGGAGCUCUCCACGAAGGACACUUGGAUCUGUGCAGAGCGGCGAAGGAGAAGUGUGCCGUCGUCGUCUCGAGCAUCUUCGUCAACCCAGCUCAGUUCGCCCCGCAUGAGGAUCUCGACAAGUAUCCACGGCAGCAGGAGGAGGACCUCAAGAAGUUGAGGGAGCUGGGAGUAGACAUGGUAUUCCUUCCCAACAACGAGAUCAUGUAUCCUCCUGGCUACGACACGUGGGUGCAGGCAGACGUGGGGAGCGGGAGGAACGAAGGAGCUGUAAGACCGCACUUCUUCCGGGGGGUAGCGACGGUCUGCACCAAGUUGUUCAACAUCGUCCAGCCAGACAUGGUGUUCUUCGGGCAGAAAGAUGCUCAGCAGUGUGUGGUCAUACAGCACAUUGUGAGGGAUCUCAACAUGGACAUCGAAGUCGUCAUAGUGCCCACAAGGCGGGAAGCUGACGGUCUUGCCAUGUCAAGCCGCAACCAGUACCUCACGGGUGAGAUGCGCGCAAAGGCUCCUGUGGUAUACAAGGCUCUCUGCAAGGCGAAGGAGAUGAUAGAAGCUUCCAAGGAAAGAAAUGCCGACAAAGUCCGAGAAGGGAUGAAGGAGGUGCUCAGUCAGGAGCCUCUCGUCCAGAUACAGUACGCGAGCGUUCUGAGCACUGACACUCUGCUCGAGGUUGAAGAGGUCGAGAGCAAAGUUCUCAUCGCCAUUGCUGUCAUGCUUGGAAGCACAAGAUUGAUCGACAACAUGAUUGUACAUUCCGGGUAG
This is a messenger RNA of Guillardia theta CCMP2712, 855 nucleotides long. RefSeq lists its product as hypothetical. The record is from RefSeq and is a predicted model, not a curated record. Bases 1 to 855 code for a protein of 284 amino acids. NCBI's taxonomy places the organism in Eukaryota, Cryptophyceae, Pyrenomonadales, Geminigeraceae. The transcript has 7 exons. Gene Ontology annotation, biological process: pantothenate biosynthetic process. Gene Ontology annotation, molecular function: pantoate-beta-alanine ligase activity.